Messenger RNA from Acaulospora morrowiae, 166 nucleotides. Lineage: Eukaryota; Fungi; Glomeromycota; Glomeromycetes; Diversisporales; Acaulosporaceae. The record is from the annotation of a GenBank genome assembly.
UCCUCUAACAUUGAGUGUGGAGAUAGUAAUUAGGUUCUUCAAAUAUGUAGGGGGAGUUUGGGUUGACGAAGUAUGGGGAAGAGUAUUUGGGGUUGUAAUGGAAGACAAAUUAAGUGGUGUGUUAAGUAAAUGUGAUGUUUGGUGGUUAGGUCUGGUUGGAUUGUUG